Aspergillus heteromorphus CBS 117.55 is the source of this 2746-nucleotide messenger RNA. Its product is annotated as putative MFS transporter. Bases 374 to 2557 code for a protein of 727 amino acids. Lineage: Eukaryota; Fungi; Ascomycota; Eurotiomycetes; Eurotiales; Aspergillaceae. The record is from RefSeq and is a predicted model, not a curated record. Gene Ontology annotation, biological process: transmembrane transport. The transcript has 4 exons. Gene Ontology annotation, molecular function: transmembrane transporter activity.
CCACGCUGCUUCUUCAACCUGGCCUGUCCUCCCCCACCUGCUUCUUUCUUCUUUCUGUCGCCUCGUCUCGUCCACGCGCUCGCUAUAAUAUGUCUCACUCCCCCCCGCCCAGCCAUGUCGCUUGCUGAAUCGCUGCCGUCGCCGGUUCUGCUUGUUCGCCGCAGGCCGUGAUCGAUACUAGCUGAUUCGAGGAGUGGGGAUACCAUCAUAUCAUCGGGCUGCAGUCGCUUGUCCGAUCCAUUCUACAGGUGGUCUGUUCGUUUCACGCAUUUGCCUUUUGAUAAACUUUUCUUUGUGCGUCAUUCCGCACGCAACUAGCGCGUCGAGUCGCAGUCGGGGCUAUUCUUUCGACCGUUUUAAUCUGUUGGUGGUGAUGGCGACCGAAGACGCCGCUGCUCCUGUCACGGAGCAGUCAAAGACGACCAAGAGCUGGUGGAAGAGAAGGUCUGGGGACAAUUCGUCCAGCGUGCCCCAGGCCACUACGAGUGAAAGCCCUUAUCGCCAGAAAUCCACUCUCGGCAUCCUAAGUGACAAGGAGACGGAUGAAGUCCCUGGGACCGUCCUUUUGCUAUCUGCGAACCGCAAUGAGCCCCUGGGUCUGCGACACCAAUCGCAUCGCGAAUCGUCCUCGUCCUUGCCGUCGCCGUACCCUCCGUCGCGAUCCCCCUCCCGCUCCCACCAGCCGGCGAAGAAGCGAACGGCAGAUGGCCAUAUUGUUUUGGUGCCCCAGCCGGAUGACUCCGUCAACGACCCGCUCAACUGGCCAGUUUGGCGACGGGAUGCUGCGUUGGUGUCGCUGGGCUUCUACUGUCUGAUGGGAGGCGGCAUGACUCCGAUCUUGGCUGCCGGGUUCAGCGACGUCGCCGCUGCAUACGAUGUGGAUACCCAGCAAGUCGCAUACACGACGGGCCUGUACAUGUUGGGUCUCGGGAUCGGGUCGGUGAUCAUGUCCCCAACGGCGAUUCUGUUUGGGAAACGGCCCGUCUAUCUUCUAGGCGCGACCCUCUUUAUCAUCUCCGCCGUCUGGUGUGCGUUAUCGCCCAACUAUCCCAGCCUGGUGGUUGCCCGCAUCUUCCAGGGCAUCGCGGUCAGCCCCGUCGAGUGCCUGCCCUCCGCGACCAUCGCAGAGAUCUACUUCCUGCACGAGCGGGCGUACCGCGUCGGCAUCUACACGCUGUUGCUUCUGGGUGGUAAAAAUCUGAUUCCUUUGGUGAGUGCCGCAAUUAUUGGCAGCCUGGGGUGGCGCUGGGUGUUCUGGAUUGUGGCCAUGGUGGUGGGGGCGUGCCUCAUCCUGCUGUUCUUCUUCGUCCCCGAGACGUUCUGGGACCGCACGCCUCGGCCGCGGGCGCACAAACGCCCUAGCUUCUACCGCAGCGUGUCGCACAUGGUAUCUCACGGAUUGCGGGGCCGGCCGCAUCAUGCGCAUCGUCUGGAGGAUUCUCCGCCGGACCAGGAUCCGGCGGAGGCGGAGCACAAGAAGUCCAAAAGGGGCCACGUUGGAUUUGUGGACGAGCCUGAUGAGCAUGAGCAUGAGCCCGAGACUAUCACUGAGAAGGCUGAGAGCGUGCACGAUCAGAACUAUGUGUCCCCUGCUAAUCCACCCGUGGAGCAUAGCACUGGGUCGCCAAGCGAGGACCAGGAGAAGUCCAACGAGCUCCUCCAUCCCCCAGAGCCUGCCACACAUUGUGUCGACCUCGAGGCUGCGCGACAGCCCGCGAUGUCUCCGACUCGCAGUGAGUCCCUGGAGCCCGGGGCCUCGAUCACACCAGCCGCACGGUACACCAACCGGCUCCGGGAGCAGCCGUCCAUGUCGUACAGCUAUUACCUCCGGCCGUGGAACGGUCGCAUCACCCAUGACAAAUGGCUCCGAGUGGCGGUGCGGCCGUUUAUUCUCUUUGCGUACCCCUCGGUGCUGUGGUCGACCGUGGUGUACGCCCUCUCGGUGGGCUGGCUCAUCGUGCUGUCGGAGUCGGUGGCUACGAUCUACGAGAAGCGCGACACCUACAACUUCACGGCCCUGCAGACUGGUCUCAUCUACAUCUCGCCGUUCCUGGGGGGACUGCUGGGGACAGCGGUGGCGGGCAAGGUGUCAGACGUCAUCGUGCAAUACAUGACGCGCCGCAACGGGGGCGUGUACGAGCCGGAGUUCCGGCUGGUGAUGGCGAUUCCGAUUGCGAUCACGACGACUAUCGGACUGAUGGGGUUCGGCUGGAGUGCGCAGGAGCGGGACGCCUGGAUUGUGCCGACGAUCUUCUUCGGGCUGAUAUCGUUUGGAUGCUGCCUGGGGAGUACGACCGCGAUCACGUUCUGCGUCGACAGCUACCGCCAGUAUGCGGGCGAGGCACUGGUCACACUGAACUGGAGUAAGAACGUAUUCCACGGAUUGAUCUUCUCGCUGUUCAUCGUCGACUGGCUAGACGCGGAGGGGUCCCGGAUGGUGUUCAUCGCGCUGGGGGUGAUCCAGCUGGGGUGCCUGCUGUUCACGAUUCCCAUGUAUAUGUACGGCAAACGGGCGCGGAUGUGGACCGUUCGCCGGGGCCUGAUGGAACGAUUUUAAGAAUCCGGCGGACGGGUCGAGUGUGUGGCGACCAGAGAGGCUUCCAUCGGACGGACCUCGGGAUGAUUGAUUGAUUGAUUUUGCCGUGUGUGGACUGUCGCCCAACGGCUAUCUGUACCUAUAAUCGAACGCACAUAAUUAGUCACAUAGUUAGUACUUAUCAUUUAUGACAUUCAUGAUUCAUCAUCA